UUUCUUAAAGACAUGAAAUAAAUACAUACGUCCAUGUUCUCUGGUUUAAGAAUUUAUUUUAAAUUUUGAAAAGAGUGGUUACUAAUUUCAGUUUGUUCAAAUUACUUACUAAUACUAAUUCAAAUUUGUGUUCAAUAUAUUGGUUGAUUCAAAUUUAAUAUAAUUGGAGAAUUGAAAGUUCAGCAGACAAGAAAGAGUACGCUUUCCUUGUUGAUCCAAAUGGGUGAAAUGGGUGAAGUUGCAUCACAAAACGAUAAUGCCGAGAUGGUGAAAAGGGUGGUGGACAUGAGAUCAGAUACAGUUACCAAGCCAACCGAAGCAAUGCGUGUAGCAAUGGCAAAUGCUGAGGUUGAUGAUGAUGUAUUGGGUAAUGAUCCAACUGCUCUCCGCCUCGAAACAGAGAUGGCAAGAAUCAUGGGCAAAGAGGCAGCGCUAUUUGUUCCUUCUGGGACUAUGGGUAAUCUCAUUAGUGUACUUGUGCAUUGUGAUGUUAGGGGAAGUGAAGUCAUUCUUGGAGAUAUCUCUCAUAUACACAUUUAUGAGAAUGGUGGUAUUUCAACUCUCGGUGGGGUCCAUCCGAGAACGGUUAAGAAUAACAAGGAUGGGACUAUGGAUUUGGAUUUGGUUGAGGCUGCCAUCAGAGAUCCUAAAGGAGAGCUUGUGUAUCCCAUCACUAGACUUAUUUGUAUUGAAAACUCGCAUGCAAACUCUGGUGGUCGAUGCCUGUCUGUAGAGUACACAGACAAGAUUGGAGAGUUGGCAAAGAAGCAUGGUUUGAAGCUUCAUAUAGAUGGGGCCCGAAUCUUCAAUGCUGCAACAGCACUUGGGGUUCCUGUUGAUAGACUGGUGCAAGCAGCUGACUCAGUUUCGGUAUGCCUGUCAAAAGGUCUUGGAGCGCCUGUAGGAACUGUGAUUGUAGGAUCAAAAGGCUUUAUAUCAAAGGCAAAGAUAAUGAGGAAAGCUUUAGGUGGUGGGAUGAGACAGGUUGGUAUAUUGUGUGCUGCUGCCUUGGUUGCAUUGCAGGACAAUGUACGAAAGCUUGAGGAUGACCAUAAGAACACUAAGCUAUUAGCAGAUGGAUUGAACAAGAUUACAGGGCUAAAAGUUGAUAUUAGUUCAGUUGAGACGAAUAUUGUGUUUGUCAAUUUAUCUGAGAAUUUGAACACAACUGCACCAAAACUUUGCAAGCGCUUGGAAGAGCAUGGUGUAUUGGUCAUGCUAGAAAACAAAUUCAGAUUUAGGAUUGUUAUUCACCAUCAAAUCACAACAAGUGAUGUGCAAUACGCUUUGUCAUGCAUUAAGCAAGCAGUAACUGGAGCAUCAAUUGAACACAUUGAGGAGUGAGAGACGUUGAAUUGCACUUCAGUACUUACUGAUUCGGUGAUUGAUCUGUAGGCUGUUAAAUCUUGACUCUUUAUGAUCAUUCAAGAAGCUUAUCACGUUUAAUAAAAUUCUGUGAACUAUAAAUAUUAUCCUAUCUUACAUUUUGUAAGUUGUAAAGCAAGUACUCUUUAAUUUUCCAUCUAUAUGCUUCAACAUUUUUAUGAUUUA
Molecule: messenger RNA, 1551 nt
Organism: Chenopodium quinoa (quinoa)
Lineage: Eukaryota; Viridiplantae; Streptophyta; Magnoliopsida; Caryophyllales; Amaranthaceae
Product: probable low-specificity L-threonine aldolase 1
Exons: 11
Coding region: 220-1344 (374 amino acids)
Biological process (GO): L-threonine catabolic process; glycine biosynthetic process
Cellular component (GO): cytosol
Molecular function (GO): L-allo-threonine aldolase activity
Source: RefSeq, a predicted model, not a curated record